CGGACCUUUUUGUUUACGUAGUACUCUGUCAAAACCAGCACACGUUACAUCCGGUGGAGAGACUCGAAGGAGUUUGACACCAUGGCAGCGUUCGGAGAAAUGGGAGUGAUGCCUGAAAUUGCACAGGCGGUGGAAGAAAUGGACUGGCUGUUGCCAACAGACAUUCAGGCCGAAUCCAUUCCACUGAUUUUGGGCGGAGGAGACGUUCUCAUGGCUGCUGAGACUGGAAGUGGAAAAACUGGAGCAUUCAGUAUUCCAGUCAUCCAAAUAGUCUAUGAGACCCUUAAAGACCAGCAGGAGGGGAAGAAAGGACGCAGUGCUGUAAAGACAGGAGGAGCAGUUUUCAAUAAAUGGCAGAUGAACCCUUAUGACAGAAGUACUGCAUUUGCUAUUGGUCCAGAUGGUGUGUUAUGUCAGAGCAGAGAGUUUAAAGAGUGGCAUGGCUGUCGUUCCACCAAAGCAGUCACAAAAGGGAAGUAUUAUUACGAAGUAAGCUGUCACGAUCAAGGGCUGUGCAGGGUGGGCUGGUCCACUGCCCAAGCAUCACUGGACUUGGGAACGGACAAAUAUGGAUUUGGCUUCGGAGGAACUGGAAAGAAAUCUCACAAUAAGCAGUUUGAUAGCUAUGGAGAGGAGUUCACUAUGCAUGACACCAUUGGAUGCUACAUAGAUCUGGAUAAAGGCCAAGUGUCAUUCUCCAAAAAUGGUAAUGAUCUGGGUCUGGCUUUCGAGAUCCCUCCACAGCUGAAAAACCAGCCUUUCUUUGCUUCCUGUGUGCUGAAGAACGCUGAACUGAAAUUCAACUUUGGUGAUGAACCUUUAAAAAACCAACCUAAAGAUGGAUACGUGGCCCUGAACCAGGCUUCAGACGGUCAUGUGGUCAAAUCCAGCCAGACAGGCAGUGCUAAAGUGAGUCAGGUCAAAUCCAGUUCUAACGCCCCCAGAGCUCUCAUCAUCGAGCCGUCUAAAGAGCUGGCUGAACAAACCCUCAAUAACGUCAACCAGUUCAAGAAAUAUGUUGAUAACCCCAAACUGAGGGAUCUUCUGAUCAUCGGUGGAGUGGCUGCUAAAGAACAGCUGUCCAUUUUAGAAAGCGGAGUUGACAUUGUGGUUGGGACCCCAGGCAGACUGGAUGAUCUCAUAUCCACAGGAAAGCUAGAUCUAUCCCAAGUCCGUUUCCUGGUUCUGGAUGAGUGUGAUGGACUCCUCUCGGCUGGCUACACUGACUUCAUCAUGAGGGUCUACAACCAGAUCCCACAGGUCACUUCAGAUGGCAAAAGACUACAGGUGAUAGUUUGCUCUGCUACACUGCACUCAUUUGAUGUGAAGAAGCUCUCAGAGAAGAUCAUGCAUUUCCCCACAUGGGUGGAUCUAAAGGGAGAAGAUUCUGUUCCAGAAACGGUUCAUCACGUGGUGGUGCCAGUCAACCCAAAAACUGACAAGCUUUGGGAGAGACUGGGGAAAAACCACAUUAGGACUGAUGAAGUUCAUGCCAAGGAUGACACACGACCUGGAGCCAACACUUCCGAGAUGUGGUCAGAGGCCAUUAAGAUUCUGAAGGGAGAGUACGCGAUCAGAGCCAUUAAGGAGCAUAAGAUGGAUCAGGCCAUCAUCUUCUGCAGGACAAAGAUUGACUGUGACAAUAUGGAGCAGUACUUAAUCAAGCAGGGAGGAGGUCCAGACAAGAAAGGACACCAGUUUUCUUGUGUCUGUCUUCAUGGCGACAGGAAACCAAAUGAGCGCAAAUAUAACUUGGAGCGAUUCAAGAAACAGGAAGUGAAGUUUCUGAUUUGCACAGAUGUUGCUGCUAGAGGAAUUGAUAUUCAUGGAGUUCCUUAUGUAAUAAAUGUGACUCUACCGGAUGAGAAGCAGAACUAUGUUCAUCGCAUUGGAAGAGUUGGCAGAGCGGACAGGAUGGGUUUGGCUAUAUCUCUGGUUGCCAUGGAGAAAGAGAAGGUGUGGUACCACGUUUGUCCCAACAGAGGAAAAGGCUGCUAUAACACCAAGCUCAAAGAGAAUGGAGGAUGUACUAUUUGGUACAACGAGAAAGAGCUCUUGUCAGAAAUCGAGGAACAUCUGAAAUGCACCAUUACUCAGUGUGAACCUGAUAUCAAAGUCCCUGUGGAUGAAUUUGAUGGCAAAGUGACUUAUGGGCAGCGCAGGACUGCAGGGGGUGGUCUCUAUAAGGGCCAUGUGGAUAUAUUGGCCCCAACCGUGCAGGAACUGGCCAACCUGGAGAGAGAGGCCCAGACAUCCUUCCUUCAUCUCGGCUAUCUACCCAACCAGCUCUUUAAGGCCUUCUAAA
This is a messenger RNA of Labeo rohita (rohu), 2305 nucleotides long. It is a transcript of the gene ddx1, whose product is annotated as DEAD (Asp-Glu-Ala-Asp) box helicase 1. The coding region runs from base 82 to 2304 and encodes 740 amino acids. The transcript is spliced from 26 exons. The record is from RefSeq and is a predicted model, not a curated record. Gene Ontology annotation, molecular function: nucleic acid binding; RNA helicase activity; protein binding. Lineage: Eukaryota; Metazoa; Chordata; Actinopteri; Cypriniformes; Cyprinidae.